Molecule: messenger RNA, 2031 nt
Organism: Vanderwaltozyma polyspora DSM 70294
Lineage: Eukaryota; Fungi; Ascomycota; Saccharomycetes; Saccharomycetales; Saccharomycetaceae
Gene: MNN2
Product: alpha-1,2-mannosyltransferase MNN2
Exons: 1
Coding region: 1-2031 (676 amino acids)
Biological process (GO): mannan biosynthetic process
Cellular component (GO): Golgi apparatus
Molecular function (GO): alpha-1,2-mannosyltransferase activity
Source: RefSeq, a predicted model, not a curated record
AUGGUAAUGAUUUCUCGACGUUUCUCCAGAGUAGUGAAAUUAUCUUUAUUAUUUUCUGCAAUUGUGUCAAUUUUUUUGAUCUCUCAGAGUUAUAGUAAUAGAAACGUUGCGAAAUCAGUAACUGAGUACAAAGAGUAUUUACAACUUUUCAUUAACCAAGAGCAAGAAGAAGCUCAGCAGACUGGCAUACAUGAUGAAGUAGGUCCGAAUUCAAAUAGCAAUAACAAUGAUAACAGGCAUAUAGAAGGCACCAUCACUAGUACGAAUACUAACACUAAUACUAACACUAAUAAUAAUAAUAAUAAUAAUAAUAAUAAUAAUAAUGAUAAUAAUAACAAUAAUGAUAAUGAUAACGACAAUGAUAAAGAAAAGGAAAAUGGUAAAAAGAAAAAUCCAAUUCAAAUUAAUUCAAUGUUAGAUGAACACUUAUCGACUGAUUCAAUCCAAGAUUUAGAUGAAAAUACAAAAUCAUUAAAACAAUUCUAUGGUAGAGUUUUUGAACUUAUUCAAGCUCAUUCACCACUUGGGAAAUCAAAAAGAAAUUAUAAAGAGGCAUGUCUAUUAAAUGGUGACAUUGGUGACAGACCUGAGUUUUAUGAGGUAUGGUAUAAAUUAUCGAUGAAAGAAUUAGGAAACUGCUUGGAGAUAUCAAAAGCAGAAAUGUCAAAACUAAAGGCAAAGCAUGCAAAAUACAUAGCAGAUAUCAGCUCUUUGUCAUUACCAAGAAAUAGUUUUAGAGGCAAAGGUAUCGUCAUUGUUGGUGGUGGGAAAUUUUCUUUACUGUCAUUCUUAAUCAUCAACGCAAUUAGAAAUCAAGGCACUACAUUACCAGUUGAAGUCUUUAUGCCAAACGAUAAAGGAGAAGAUGCAGAAUUUUGUAAGUUAUUGCCAGAAUUAAAUGCAAAAUGUAUAUAUUUAUCGGAUGUCUUGCCUGAAGAAACUAUAGAUCAAUUCAAGUUUGGGGGUUAUCAAUUUAAAUCAAUUGCGCUUUUGCUUUCAAGCUUCGAUGAUCUAUUGUUAUUAGAUGCUGAUAAUUAUCCAAUUAAGAAUCUUGAUGAGAUUUUUACUAAGGAGCCAUAUAAAAGUACAGGUUUGGUACUAUGGCCAGAUUUUUGGAGAAGAACUACUACUCCAUUUUAUUAUAAAAUUGCUGGCAUUACUGUUAAUUCGAAAAAAAGAGUAAGAAACUCAAUUGAUGAUAUUACUCCACCAGAAGUAUAUACGGAAAAUAUGGGAAAUCUAGUUAACGUUCCAUUGCAUGAUUUAGAGGGUUCGAUACCAGAUGGAUCGACUGAAUCUGGACAAUUGAUGAUCAAUAAAUCUAAACAUUUAGCAACUAUAUUGUUAUCAUUGUAUUACAACGUCAACGGUCCCAAUUGGUAUUAUCCUAUGUUUUCUCAAAAAGCUGCAGGUGAAGGUGAUAAGGAGACAUUUGUUGCAGCUGCAGUUUUCAAUAAAUUGCCUUUUUAUCAAGUUAAAACUAAUACAGGUGUAGAUGGAUAUCAUCAAGCUGAUAAUAAAGGUUUUAGAGGGGUUGCAAUGCUUCAAUUUGAUUUCCAUCAAGAUUAUUUGAGAUAUAAAAGAGCUAAAGAAGCAAUCGAGUACCAAUACCAAGAUAAAAAUUUAAGGACCUAUGAUAAGAGAUACUCAUUAAAUGAUUUCUACAGAAAAUAUAUAAUGAUUAAUGAUGAUAGAAAUGGUGGAACUAGUGAAGCUGACGUUAUGUUUGUACAUUCAAAUUUGCCAAAAUUUGAUCCAGUUGGACUAUGGCGAGGCCAAGAUCUAAUUGAGCAUGGAAAACAUAUUAGAUCUUUCAGGAACUUACAAAGGUUGAAUAAUUAUGAUAUUGAAUUAGAAAAUUUCACCAUUUUUUACAAACACUUAUGUUUGAAGAGAAGAUCAUUCAAAUAUUUAGAGGAUGAAUUAGGUGACAAUGAAGAAGAUUGGAAAGAUAUGUGUAAAUAUAUUAAGGAUAGAGUCACUUUUCUGAAUAUGUCACAUCAAAGAGCCAUUACACCUAACACCGAUUAG